AUGUCAUCUAACGAAACUGAAGUCAUUGAACAAAAUAAUUCAUUAAUUGGAAAAUUUUAUUGGAAUUAUUUAAUUUACUAUUUUCUCUGCAUUGCAAUACUCCCUGUUUAUAUUCUUAUAGUAGCAUGUAUCCUAAAAUCAAGAAAACAUUCUGCAAUGUUUCAGACAACAUUCUAUACAAUACUCAUUCAACAUUGCAUAGCCGAUAUUUUGGCGUUGCCGUUUUACGCAACAUUGAGAUUGUCUUACACAUUGUGGCCGCAUGUUUUCUACGAUCUUAAAGAUUUUGGAAUUGCGGCAAUUUCUUUCAAUGGAAUGUACUGGUUCAUCAUAAUUCGUUGCUAUGGAAUAACAUUAAUGACUGUUCAACGAUAUUUUAUAAUUGGAAGACCAACUGAUAGAAGCACUUUGUUUAUGCAGUCAUUGAAACCGUGGAAAGUUGUGUUAAUUUAUUGGUUUCCUCCAGUUAUUUUCUGCGUAAUAUUUUAUUCGCAUAUGGAUAUUACGUAUGAUUCCCCAGAGCAAAUGAAGUAUGUUACGGAUCCAGAUGUUAUCGAGGGAUCAUCUAGAACCGCAUUCUUCUACGUUCUAUUUUCUUGUUUAAUCUGUCUGAUAUGCUACGGAUUUAUUUUAAAAAUUGUACGGUCAAAAAGUCAAACAGCGUCAGUAUCCAUUCAGCGAGAAGUUCGAUUAGCAUUUCAAGUUUUACUGUCGUUUUUGGCAAAAUUAGUAAUGAUGAUUUAUUUUUUGCUAAUUUUUAUAACCUCUUUGUGCUCUGCGGGUACAAUUAGAGAUAUGGUAUUCGUUGUUGCAGUUAGAAGAAACUUCCCAACAGCAUACGGAACUUUAUCCUUCAUUGGGCCAUUCACAAUUCUCAUAUUUAAUAAUGACGUGUAUAGAAAUGUCAGGCGUAUGAUUUUUAGAAACAAAAUCAGUAAGUUUACUGUGACAUAA
Molecule: messenger RNA, 954 nt
Organism: Caenorhabditis elegans
Lineage: Eukaryota; Metazoa; Nematoda; Chromadorea; Rhabditida; Rhabditidae
Gene: srv-21
Product: G-protein coupled receptors family 1 profile domain-containing protein
Exons: 7
Coding region: 1-954 (317 amino acids)
Biological process (GO): signal transduction; G protein-coupled receptor signaling pathway
Cellular component (GO): membrane
Molecular function (GO): G protein-coupled receptor activity
Source: RefSeq, marked reviewed